Magallana angulata is the source of this 2736-nucleotide messenger RNA. RefSeq names its product FMRFamide receptor-like. Gene Ontology annotation, cellular component: membrane. Gene Ontology annotation, biological process: G protein-coupled receptor signaling pathway. The record is from RefSeq and is a predicted model, not a curated record. The transcript has 2 exons. The coding region runs from base 285 to 1415 and encodes 376 amino acids. NCBI's taxonomy places the organism in Eukaryota, Metazoa, Mollusca, Bivalvia, Ostreida, Ostreidae. Gene Ontology annotation, molecular function: G protein-coupled receptor activity.
CUGUUUCCACCAAUCAAACGAGGGCUUUAAGUGGCGAGCUGAAAGCUUCUCACUGAUAGGUGCAAUUUAAGGGAUGCCCUAUCACAAGCGGAGGUCCAUAAAUACAUCUGAUUGAGUUGCUCACUGUUUAUAUUAGUAGCAGUUGCAGCUUUGUAAAAAACAUUUGUUCGGGUUUUAUUGGGUUACAAUGGUGCAUCACUUAGUGUUUACCAUUUAAUUGUUUCAGGAAAUCUUACCCAAUGUGUUGUUUCUCAUAGAUUUUUGUUUUCACCAAUACCUCUACAAUGGAGGACACAUUCCAGCCAAUGAACAUCCUUAACCUCAGCAACAUCACAAACAGCACGCCUGAGGCGGACUCCUGCAUCGAAAUCUACCACAAAGCCAUCAGCUUCCAGUUCUAUACAUGGGGUGUGGUGGGCAACAUCAUUGCAGCUUACGGCAUCAUCGGCAACAUCCUGGCGAUUCUGGUGCUGCGUCAUCGGCUGAUGAGGAGUUCCACGUCUUACUACCUGAUUUCUCUAGCUGUCUACGACACGGGAGUGCUAUUGGCCAUGAUUCUGCUGAUGGCUCUCCCUACCAUCUACCUGGAGAAGAACAUACUGAUGGAGUACUACUUUGUCUCGGUCUACAUGAACCAGUAUCUGUAUCCCCUCGCCCUGGUGGCUCAGACAGGAACUGUAUACACUACCGUGGGCUUUACCAUAGAGCGUUACAUUGCAGUGUGUCAUCCCCUUAAGGCAGCCAACACAUGCACCAAAUCCCGAACCAAAAGAAUAAUAAUUCUAAUCUUUGUCUGCUCAGUCAUUUACAAUGUGCCUCGAUUUUUUGAAUACACUGUUGUGGAGACUUGGAACUCCAGCCUGAAUCGCUCAGUCCCGGAGCUGAUAACAACCACCCUGGGAAGCAACACAGACUUCAAAAAGAUCUACUUCAUUUGUCUGCAGCUGGUUGUGAUGUUCCUGGGGCCGUUUGUGCUUAUCUUCAUCCUCAAUAUUCAGCUCAUGUGGGCCGUCAAAAACGCAAAAAAGACUCGAAACAGGAUGAGUACGAACGCCGCCAAGGAGGCGAACCUGACCAUCAUGCUGAUCGCGGUCAUCGUGGUGUUCCUCCUCUGCCAGCUUCCCUCCAUCGCUGACAACAUUCUGUGGACAAUGUUUGAUAAGAGUAAGCUUCAGUGCAGCCUGCACUACAUUCGCCUGACCUCCAUCACAAACCUGAUGGUCAUCGUCAACUCCGCAGUCAAUUUUAUUCUGUACUGUGUUUUUGGUAAACGCUUUAGACGCGUUUUUAUUAAGAUUGUGUACUAUCCAUGGAAACGAAAGGGCACACGCUACAAGUACACAUUGUACGACAGUUCUGGAAGUCGCCGUGGAAACAGCAUGAAAGUUUACAACACAGAAAGCACCUUUCUCUGAGUAACUCAGUAACUUUUAUGAAUUUCUUCAGUGAUAUAUUUAUAUAUUUAUUUUCAUUCCAGAAAACCAGACUUGUUGAGUUGUAAAUAUGUUGAACUUUUUUUUCCUUCUUUUUUUUUUUUAUUUUUCUUGAAUAUCAUAAUUAUGAAUCAUGAACUUCAUUGUGAAUACUACAUAUUUUGAAUUUCCUCACACAAACGGAGUACUCUAGCAUUGAGCUGACCUCUUGGUGACUGUUAGUAACAGAUCAAUGUGACGAACUCUGAUCAGGAAAAUGUUUGCGCUCUGAUUUUACAUUAAAUAAUUACCUUGCUUACUAGUCUUGUAAUUUUUAGAUGAUUCAUGGAUCGAAGUUCUAAGAACUUCUCUCUCAAGAGGGAUGAGUCCAGAGACAGGACUUUUAUAAAAUAAACAAUAUCUAAACUAUUUAGAAUAUUGACUAAAAUGAUCGGCAGGAGGAUUUCUGGGUACAAAGUGGAAAAAAAUGAUGGAUGUAUUGGUCUGAUUGAAGACAAAACUUGGUGCCAUUUUUCUAUAAAUAAUUUUUCUGAAAUGGAGAGAGCAAUGUUUUAUCUAAUUCUGUUUCUUUCGAGGUCACCUAGUUUCCUUAAUGAAGUAACAUUUUAGGAAUUAAAAGACAUGUACUUUAAUUAGCCCGACUGAAUUGUUUGCCAAUAUUUCACAGACAGUAAAAAAAAAUCUCUCCACAAAACUUGUCAUUCAUCUUGAGCUGACGGCUUUAAUUUGCUUUGAGUCAGCUCCCAACAUGACGUUUGAACACGAGAUCACAGCAUUAAAUUCCAUGUAAAACUAGACCGCUCUCUCAUGACUGUGUUCCAGAACCGACAUUAACGUUGUCCAUGGCAGCUGUAGGUCGCCCAGGGGCCACUGCCUCACCAUCGGCCCUAGUCCACAGGAGGGGCGGGGCCAGGUCUCAGUCACUGUAGGACAAUCUUACAGAGAGGCAAAAGUUGACCUCAUUGGGAAAGAAACACAUAACUAGACACGAUUAACAUCAAACCCAAGGACACUUGUACCGAUGUCCUUGACAGGGGCGAAGGAGAUCACACCUUUGUUGCAAAAGAAGACAUUAUUAACUCACGGCUCAAGUCAAGGCAAGACUACCUUGUUUCUCUUAUCAACUUGCAUUGAUUUCUCUGUACAAAAUUACAUGUAGGGAAACUAUAUAAGUCUUAUAAUUAUAACAUCUUUCUUACACAAAAGUAAAAUUUAAUAGUCAAAAUGCCAAAACAAUUAGAAUUAUUUCAUCAAACCUGCCAAUACAAUGAUUUUUUUUCUGACCAAUUUUUUCUUUGUUAUG